AUGCUCCACUUACAGGGUCCACAGAUGCUGCAGAUGCUAGAAAAAUACUUAAGGAAGAGCCUCCCUGAGUCCUUAAAGGUUUAUGGGACCACCUUCCACAUGAACCAGGGAAACCCUUUCAAGCUACAGGCCCUGGUGGACAGGUGGCCUGAUUUUAAUACAGUGGUUAUCCGCCCUCAGGAGCAGGAGAUGACAGAUGACCUUGAUCACUACACCAAUACUUACCAAGUCUACUCCAAGGACCCUAAGAAAUGUCAGGAAUUCCUUGGUUUGCCAGAAGUCAUCAACUGGAAGCAACAUUUGCAGAUUCAAAGUUCACAGUCCAGCCUGGAUGAUGUGAUAAACAAUCUUGCGGCUAUUAAAUUGGGCAAGGUGAAGCGAACACAGUGCUUUCUCUAUAUGGUCUCUGAGACAACAAAGAAAUUGGCUACUUCCUUGCUGGAUGCAAAAAACGUAUCACCCAAUGGUGAUAAAUACAAGUCCAUCCAUCAAAAUGUGUUGAAACUCUCAUCCCUGGAUCCUACCCAUGCUGCCUUGGUGAAUAAAUUCUGGCAUUUUGGUGGCAAUGAGAGGAGCCAGCGGUUCAUCGAGCGCUGUAUCCGGACCUUCCCCACCUUCUGCCUGCUGGGGCCUGAGGGGACCCCUGUAUCCUGGGCCCUAAUGGACCAGACAGGAGAGCUGCGGAUGGCAGGCACCAUACCUGAGUACCGGGCCCAGGGCCUCAUCACCUACCUCAUCUAUGUCCAGGUUCAGGCUCUAGACAAACUUGGCUUCCCCAUGUAUUCCCAUGUAGAUAGGGCCAAUCACAUCAUGCAAAAACUGAACUUCAAGCUGCAGAAUAUCUCUGUGUCCAGUGACUGGAACCAGUGGAACUUUGUGCCUCUGUGA
Globicephala melas (long-finned pilot whale) is the source of this 888-nucleotide messenger RNA. Its product is annotated as glycine N-acyltransferase-like. Gene Ontology annotation, molecular function: glycine N-acyltransferase activity. NCBI's taxonomy places the organism in Eukaryota, Metazoa, Chordata, Mammalia, Artiodactyla, Delphinidae. Gene Ontology annotation, cellular component: mitochondrion. The record is from RefSeq and is a predicted model, not a curated record.